Molecule: messenger RNA, 828 nt
Organism: Kwoniella mangroviensis CBS 8507
Lineage: Eukaryota; Fungi; Basidiomycota; Tremellomycetes; Tremellales; Cryptococcaceae
Exons: 9
Coding region: 1-828 (275 amino acids)
Source: RefSeq, a predicted model, not a curated record
AUGGCCUUGUACUACUGCGGCGUUUUCCAGAACCCCCUUUCAGGAUUGUGCUUCAUCCGUCUUCACAAACGAUGUGAUGCGCAAUUGGAAGAACUUGGGCAGAGCCCGGGUUCAGAUCUCGAUAUCGCUCGAAGAGACGUCUGGGGCUAUACCCUCAACAUGAGCGCAAUAUGGGCCACCUUUUACGCUCAACCCGCUUUACCACUCCUCUCCAGUUCUCAUCAAAGACCACCAUACGUGUAUGCCUCAGAGCCUGACGAGAACGAGCGACGGUUGUCGCUAAUGGGAAGAUACCAUUUCCACCUAUCUCGCUUCGGUUUGAAAGCACUCGAGGCAAAUCACCUAGUAAGACUUCCUAUUACAACCCGAGUGCAGCGGAUGCGUGAAGCAGCGAACAACCUUCUGAAUUGGCGAGAAAACCUACCUGCAGAGAUCACCUGGCCUCCUACUCCUGUUGGGCCACUUAUGCACCCCAAUACGAUCGUCACUCAUGGAAUGCAUGCCACAUAUGUUAUCCUUGCCUUUCGGCCAUAUAUUAUCGAAAUUGGCGGUGGUGCAAGCCUGGUGCCAGAAGCGCUUGAACGGUGUAGCGCCUUGAUCAUGGAAUCACGCUGCUUAUGCGUAACGGCUGAAGCUAGACAAACUGCUUUAAACUCACUCAACUUGCUACAAAACAUGUUAGACGAGUUUGGAGUGAUCUGGGAUGCUGCACGCAAUACAGCCGCAUCACUCAGGCAACUUCAGACAGAGUGCGAUCCUGUACAACCAGGCUUGGAUAUCCUGAAUGAUCUCUCGAAUUUGAUACAGUCAGACAAUUUUGCAUUCUGA